Molecule: messenger RNA, 438 nt
Organism: Drosophila innubila
Lineage: Eukaryota; Metazoa; Arthropoda; Insecta; Diptera; Drosophilidae
Exons: 3
Coding region: 1-438 (145 amino acids)
Source: RefSeq, a predicted model, not a curated record
AUGUACAGAGUUGCCUGCCUGUUGUUUGUUGCCCUCUUCGGAGUGGCUUACACCGUGCUCUCCCAAUAUGAUCCGGAGGAAUAUUGGGUAGAACAAAAUUCGUCGUAUCCUCUUCCCAGUAAUGCUGUAGUUGGCGGAGUUAAUUUAUUUGGGGUUAAAUUCUAUGUCGGGAUGGCAAAUAUCAACGGAACAUAUGAACUCUGCAGGGUCAAUGCGAUAACCAGUCUUUGCAGCGGCAUCACGGAAACAGGUCCAUUCACGGCAGAGCUCUUCCAAGUUCUGAUUGGCGUGGGCGAAUGGAUUCGCGGCUCCAAUUGCACUUCCGGUUACUUAGCAGUUUCAGCGGAAUCUUCCGACUUCAACGAAACGUUGCCAAUCUGUCGCGCUUCGUUGAGUGGCGUCGUGUACAUUCAACAGGCCAGACACAUAUACUUUUAA